UGUGUAGAAUGGCCCAUCAUCAUCAGCCGCGCAGAACACUGUAGACGAAUCUAACGGCUGGCGUCAAAUGCUGACGAAUUCUUUAUAAAUUUCAAAAAGGGAAAAAAAUACCAUCGUCGUUGUAUUGUAGUGCAGUGCAGUGCAGUGCAGUUCCACUCUCCAACUGCAUACGCAUAGCUUUUACAGCGAAUAACGACAUUAUAGGAUUGCUCAACCGUCCGCCCCAGCGCCUCUUUGCUUCAUUUCAAAUUUCCACUUUCCUCUCUCUCUCUCACACUCUGUACAGUUCGCUAUCAUCAUUAUCUGCAUCGAUUUUCAAGGAUUAAGUGACAAUUUAGCAACCCUUUCUAGUGUUAAAACUUGUAUAAUUGUAAGCAAAAGAAGUCUUGAUUUGAUGCAAGUUGGGGUCCCAUUUUAAAGCCCUUGACAGCAAUCCAAGAAAAAUAUCUGCAAGAAAUCCGGAAUUCUGGGCUUGGGGUAAGUGGUUUUCCGAUUGUCUGCAAAUGGGCUUCAGGAAUAUGCUCUCUUUUUGUCCUUCUCCCAAUUUCCGGAACAUGUUUCAGGUUGUACCAAAUGGGCUUGAGCUUGAAUGCCAACAUACCAUUAAGUCUCAUGGGGGACAACUCGCAAGAAAUCACAAGCAUGAUUGGCUGAUACUAUUACUACUUGUAGUCAUAGAGAUUGUUCUGAAUGUGAUUAACCCGUUCUAUCGGUUUGUUGGGGAAGACAUGAUGACUGACCUUAAGUAUCCUAUGAAAGACAACACAGUACCCGUCUGGGCAGUUCCUUUCUAUGCAGUUCUGCUGCCUAUUGCAAUUUUCCUUCUCUACUAUCUUCGUAGAAGAGAUGUGUAUGAUCUGCACCAUAGUAUAUUAGGACUCUUAUUUGCUGUGCUGAUAACUGGAGUUCUAACAGAUGCAAUAAAAGAUGCAGUUGGCCGGCCCCGGCCUGACUUCUUCUGGCGUUGCUUUCCUGAUGGGCGAGAUGAAUAUGAUCAAUGGGGCAAUGUGGUGUGCCAUGGUAAAGCGAGUGAUAUAAAAGAAGGACACAAGAGUUUUCCAAGUGGUCAUACUUCAUGGUCGUUUGCGGGUCUUGGUUUCCUAGCAUUAUACUUGUCAGGAAAAAUCAAAUGCUUCGAUCGCAGGGGGCAUGUGGCAAAACUAUGUAUUAUUUUUCUUCCAAUCCUUGCUGCAUGUCUUGUCGGUGUCUCUCGUGUGGAUGACUACUGGCAUCACUGGCAAGACGUGUUUGCUGGCGGUCUCCUAGGUCUUGUAGUGGCUAGUUUCUGCUACCUGCAGUUUUUCCCACCACCUUAUGAUACAGAAGGAUGGGGUCCUUAUGCAUAUUUCCGAGCAGUGGAGGAAUCUCGCUCCAACUCUAGACCAGUUCAGCCCUGGGACGGUACCAGCAUGCAAGGAAUUAACCGAGAACAGACAGCAGUAAACAGCAUUGUAGAUCACAAUCUAGACUCAACAUUUGAUGCCAUGGAGUCAGGAAGAAGCAGGUUCGGCAACAAAAGAGAGAAUCCGCUCCAGAUAACCGCGCCUCUGCUAGGCAGCAUGUGAAAUGGUCAAAAGCAGACGUGUCUGUUGGAUGUAUAAUCCAAGUCAAGUGUAGAGUUAGCGGAACAGCCUUCUGAUGGAAACAAUUUUCAUUUUCAUUUUCA
Messenger RNA from Sesamum indicum (sesame), 1666 nucleotides. Its product is annotated as lipid phosphate phosphatase 2. Gene Ontology annotation, biological process: phospholipid dephosphorylation; phospholipid metabolic process. Gene Ontology annotation, cellular component: membrane. Lineage: Eukaryota; Viridiplantae; Streptophyta; Magnoliopsida; Lamiales; Pedaliaceae. The record is from RefSeq and is a predicted model, not a curated record. Gene Ontology annotation, molecular function: phosphatidate phosphatase activity.